AGAGGAUGUCCGGGAAGCACUACAAGGGUCCUGAAGUCAGUUGUUGCAUCAAAUACUUCAUUUUUGGCUUCAAUGUCAUAUUUUGGUUUUUGGGAAUAACGUUUCUUGGAAUUGGACUGUGGGCGUGGAAUGAAAAAGGUGUCCUGUCCAAUAUCUCGUCCAUCACCGACCUCGGUGGCUUUGACCCAGUCUGGCUUUUCCUCGUGGUGGGAGGAGUGAUGUUCAUUCUGGGGUUUGCAGGGUGCAUCGGAGCACUGCGGGAAAACACCUUCCUUCUCAAGUUUUUUUCUGUGUUCCUGGGAAUUAUUUUCUUCCUGGAACUCACUGCUGGGGUGUUGGCAUUUGUUUUCAAAGACUGGAUCAAAGACCAGCUGUAUUUCUUUAUUAACAACAACAUCAGAGCCUACAGAGAUGACAUUGAUCUGCAGAACCUCAUAGACUUCACCCAGGAAUACUGGCAGUGCUGCGGGGCUUUUGGAGCUGACGAUUGGAACCUAAAUAUUUACUUCAACUGCACAGACUCCAAUGCAAGCCGAGAGCGAUGUGGUGUGCCAUUCUCCUGCUGCACUAAAGACCCCGCGGAAGACGUCAUCAACACUCAGUGUGGCUAUGAUGCCAGGCAAAAACCAGAAGUUGACCAACAGAUUGUGAUCUACACAAAAGGCUGUGUGCCCCAGUUUGAGAAGUGGCUACAGGACAAUUUAACCAUUGUGGCUGGUAUUUUCAUAGGAAUUGCACUGCUUCAGAUUUUUGGGAUAUGCCUGGCACAGAAUUUGGUGAGUGACAUUGAAGCUGUCAGGGCUAGCUGGUAGAACCCUGCAACCACUGCUGUCAGACACUGGACUGAUCCCCCCUCGCUGACUGACCCUCUGUGCGCCGGCCGGCUGAUGGCGGGUUGCAGAGACCUGGUCACAGGCUUGCAGUCUCACCCAAUGGAGCUGCCAAGAACUUAACUUUCUGCAGGGGUAGAACUUGGAAAUGCUGCUCACGGACGGUCCCUUGAACAAGAAAAAUGAAACAGCGUGCAAGUCACCGAGUCGCUGUGCGGUGAAUCUCUACUGUAGCCGUGAAUUGAUGGACAGAUGGAUGCUACCAGAAGGGGGGAAGGGGGAGGUUGGGCACCGCAUGUACUUGACUUUAUGGAGAAUACAGUGCUGUCCACAUCUUGGCUAAAACUUGGGUCCUUAUCCGCCAGGGCCAGGUGUCCUGAAAUCCCUCAAUGCACAUUUCCAGAAACUGUUGCAACUGUCCUCCAGAGAAGAAAACAGCGCCCCGGUGUUCAGAUUCUGCGAGGGGUGGAAGAGGUCAUUUACAGAGUCCGCUCUCCUUCCCAAGUUUACCCCUAAGAGAGCUGGGUGUUGGUGGCAAACUGAGGCCUUGAUCCACAUUUCCACAGGACUGAUCUUUCCUGAGUGGCCAGCCGGAGUCUGAGUUUUAUCAGUGACAUCUGAGGAGAAAAUGAGGUUAAUGAGAGACACUAAUUAAACACCCCCUCGCCCCACCUUAUCAGACUAUCUAUCGGGUUCUUCUGAUAUUCUGGAAUAUUCUGGGCUGCGUUUUGUGUUCUCUCUCUCUCUCUCUCUCUCUCUCUCUCUCUCUCUCUCUUUCUCUCUCUUUUUAUGACUGGUUGUUGUUUUGGUUCUUUUUUCGUCUCCCAAAGGCAAAGGCUAUAUGACACAGUCCUCUGUAAUGGUUUCCUAUUCAACUUAAACAGUAAGUUUCUGUAGACACUUCACCUGCAUGUACCGUGACGCCCCCAAACCCAUGUUCUUUUCAGAGAGACAUUUGCGAGUGUUUGUUGGUGUUCACGCCUUGGGUGGUCGUGGCAUGUUGUCCUAACUUUGUCUUCAUACGCCCCAUGGGCUCACUGCCUCUCCCAGCAUCCAGCUCGGCUUCUGUCCACUCCCCCAUCCUCCAUAAAGCCCAGUUCCAAAGCAGGGUUGUCACGGUCAAAAAGCAUUUAAUGGGGCUUUCCUUUCUUUUCUCUCUCUCUCUCUCUCUCUCUCUCUCUCUCUCUCUCUCUCUCUCUCUCUCCCUUUUUGCAACUUCAGUUUUGUUGUAUAUUAAAUAAAAAAGCAAGCCAAGUAUAGUGCAUGGCAGAGCUCUGUCCUCGCUGAGGUGGCCUCAGGGCAGUAACAAAGCACAAAUAUUUGUGAGUCUGCACCGAAAGCCCAGCCAGGGUUCUGUGAUGCUAGGUGGGAAGCCACCUCCGGGUCCUUCUCGUGCCCACCGGGAGGAUGGGAUUGAGCCCCAGGCUUUCACCCAGCUUGUGAUAACCCGUGGAUGUUGCUUUCAUGGGGAGCAGAUUUUAGUUUGUGGGUCGCUGGGAAGACCACAGCCUCUGUGAUAGCAGCUCCUCUUUCGCCAGCCAGCAUUCUGAGCAAUGCUAUUUUCCACGUCCACAGCACGUGCGUGCAUUGUGUGGCUGGUGGACACGGUCCACUCACAGGGAGGUCAGGCAUUCCUCUGAAGUCUCAUCUCCACAGUUUGGGUGUAUGUGGCCCUGCAUGUUUGUAUUGGUGUCUGUUGUAGGUAGAUAUAGUCAUUCCAUCCAUGGCUGUGAGGUCACGUGACUUCACCUCUGCCCAUACCACAGCCGUCGCUUGUGAUGCCCUUCAACAUGGACACGCGUGCUCUCGGAUUGGCACUUGUGUCUUCUUUAUUACCUCAUUCUCCAGUGAACUACAUCUGGCCAGUUGAUUCAGAAUCAGGCAAGAUCCCCACCCCGUGGCACAUACAGUGAAAGCCAAAACACAAGCCCAAGUGAGUUUUAAAUUUUAAUCACCCUUUAUUUUUUACACUCGAGAGUGAUUGUAAUAAAAGCUGUCAUUAAUAAACUCGGUUCUACCUUA
Molecule: messenger RNA, 2852 nt
Organism: Rattus norvegicus (Norway rat)
Lineage: Eukaryota; Metazoa; Chordata; Mammalia; Rodentia; Muridae
Gene: Tspan5
Product: tetraspanin 5
Exons: 8
Coding region: 6-812 (268 amino acids)
Biological process (GO): regulation of membrane protein ectodomain proteolysis; protein localization to plasma membrane; positive regulation of Notch signaling pathway
Cellular component (GO): plasma membrane; membrane; nucleoplasm
Molecular function (GO): enzyme binding
Source: RefSeq, marked provisional